Saccostrea echinata is the source of this 1059-nucleotide messenger RNA. Its product is annotated as neurocalcin homolog. Gene Ontology annotation, molecular function: calcium ion binding. The transcript has 3 exons. The record is from RefSeq and is a predicted model, not a curated record. The coding region runs from base 160 to 720 and encodes 186 amino acids. NCBI's taxonomy places the organism in Eukaryota, Metazoa, Mollusca, Bivalvia, Ostreida, Ostreidae.
UAAAUUAUACAUGAAGUAUUGUGUUUUGACAUCAUCGCAACGCGCUGGAAUCUGUAAAUAUAUGAAAGGGACAUGCAAGAACAAGCACUAGGCGGUGAGACAAAUCCCAGGAAUUCUGUGAGACAAAUUAGAGAAUUUUAUUAGGCUUAUCACUGACAGAUGGGUAAAAAAAGCAGCAAGUUAAAGCCAGACUCACUGGACGAUCUAAGGUCACAGACCAAAUUCAGUGAUGCAGAAAUAUUAGAAUGGUACAAGGGAUUUAAAUUCGAAUGUCCAAACGGGGAAUUAUCUAUAGAGGAAUUCCGAAACAUAUACCGAGGUCUUUUCCCGACCGGAAAUGCAGAAAAAUUCGCCGAACACGUCUUUCGAGCCUUCGAUGAAAAUCGAGACGGAAUGUUAGAUUUUAGAGAAUUCAUGUGUGCUCUUAGCGUGACUUCCCGAGGGACAGUUGAAACCAAGGCAAUGAUGGCUUUUAAGAUCUACGACUUGGAUAAGGAUGGGUUCAUCACUGAAAGUGAAAUGACAGAAAUUUUGAGGGCAAUGAACAAGAUGACAAGUGAGUUCAAUAUGGGUCUUUCACCCGAGGAGAAAACAAAAGAAAUCUUUCUAAGAAUGGACAAAAACCAAGAUGGAAACCUGUCCAUGUCGGAAUUCAUCAAGGGUGUUCAGACCGAUUCCUCUAUAAUGCACAUUCUUACUUCCGCUUCAAAUACAGGAUGACAGUUUUUUUAUUUGACAGUUUCUAAUAUUUAUAAAUGACGAUGAAUACAUUUUGUACUUAAAGCUUCCACCAACACUAAGCUUAAUUCAUUACUAUGCUGACCUUUUCUUCAUAGUAUGCACCAUACAGUUUGACACUGAAUUUGCAAAAAAGUUUAAUUUGCCGUAUAUCAUUAAUCAAAGUGUUAACGUAGUUUUUAGUUCUGCUGGUCAAACAAUGGCUUCUGUGAUGGUAAGGUGCCCAUCUCUCGCCGUUUGUAUGUAAACAAUUUUCAAAAUGCUAAUUAACCUUCCAACAGUUUUGGUUCAAUUGCAAUAAAACUUGGUACACAAGUAGGG